AUUGGUCAUAUAUUAAGAUUUCAUGUAUUUUCCACGAUUACAAUGGAUUAGAACACGCUGUUUUUUACACGGCACCCAUAGACAUAACUACAGAUUUACUGUAUUUUGUUAUAAAGUGUCUAAAUACAUUUACGUUACACCUUUUUCUUAAAUUAAAAUGGCAGACGCAACUGCAGAAUCAAAGGCCAAAACGAAGACAAGCAAAAAACCGAAGGAGAAACCAGUCGAACCUCUUCUAAAAAACAGACCUUUCAAAAGGCACGGACGUCUUUAUGCUAAAGCCAUUUUCACUGGUUAUAAACGAGGACUUCGUAAUCAACACGAACAUACGGCUUUGCUCAAAGUUGAUGGAGCAAGGACAAAAUGUGAUUCAGAUUUUUAUGUUGGAAAACGAUGUGUUUACGUGUAUAAGGCCAAAAACAAGACACCUGUUCCUGGUAAAAAAGGUAAAAAAACAAAAGUUAGGGCUAUCUGGGGCAAAGUAACCAGACCUCAUGGAACCAGUGGUUCAGUACGUGCUAAGUUUAAGAAAAAUUUGCCAGCUAAAGCUAUGGGUCACCGUAUCAGAAUUAUGAUGUAUCCCAGCCGGAUAUAAAUUUAUCUUGUAUAAAAUAAAUAAAUACCAUUUUGGUACUAAA
Osmia lignaria (orchard mason bee) is the source of this 638-nucleotide messenger RNA. It is a transcript of the gene RpL35A, whose product is annotated as ribosomal protein L35A. Lineage: Eukaryota; Metazoa; Arthropoda; Insecta; Hymenoptera; Megachilidae. Gene Ontology annotation, molecular function: structural constituent of ribosome. Gene Ontology annotation, cellular component: ribosome. The record is from RefSeq and is a predicted model, not a curated record. Gene Ontology annotation, biological process: translation.